Messenger RNA from Hibiscus syriacus, 555 nucleotides. RefSeq names its product ATP-citrate synthase alpha chain protein 1-like. The record is from RefSeq and is a predicted model, not a curated record. The coding region runs from base 3 to 320 and encodes 105 amino acids. NCBI's taxonomy places the organism in Eukaryota, Viridiplantae, Streptophyta, Magnoliopsida, Malvales, Malvaceae. The transcript is spliced from 2 exons.
AAAUGGGUGGUUGUAAAGGACCUGUCACAACAUUCAUUGUUGAACCUUUCAUUCCUCACAAUGAAGAGUUCUAUCUCAACGUUGUGUCGGAGCGACUCGGUAACAGCUUUAGCUUUUCGGAGUGUGGAGGAAUUGUGAUUGAAGAGAACUGGGACAAGGUGAAGACCAUCUUUGUCCCAAUCGAUUCAUCUUUCACUUCUGAAGCUUGUGAGCACCAUUUUGUUUACAAAAUAAAACCAUUUACAAAAUACCCAAGCCCAAUUACAAACCAGAAAUCCGAGUCCAUUUCCCAGACCCGUAUUCAAACCACCCGGACCUAAAUGGAUUCAAACCUAGCCCAAACAGCCUAACCCUAACCCUAAUAAGUUGCAGCCUCUUCAGCGGCUGUCGUCGCCACUAUAUGAGAUUCCAACCGCUGUUGUUUCCAACAUCUUCCCACCGUCGAGCCUAGCCAAACAAAUCACCAUCAUCUCAGUAGCAUCAAGAAAAAGAAAAGAAAUCAGUCUCAAAUCCAUCAAAGCCCGAAAAAUCCAGGGCAUUAAAACCAAAACUCAU